CGGACUCACAACUAUCCACUUCGACUACUCCGACCACCUUCAGAUAAACCCCGACUCCGUCACACUCCCUGGCGAUCUCUGUCCAUGCACCAUGGCCACCCCAUCCAUCGAAUCCUCUACCCUUGAUUCCGGACUUCCAACCCAAACCACAUCAGUCGAGGGAACUCCUACAAUGCAAACUGAUACUCAGACAAAAGACCCUGCCGCCCCGCCGUUUCAAGAAAUUACCUUGGAAGGAAACGAGAAACCCGAGUCUCGCGAGAAGCUAGCGCGACUCAAUUAUCUUCUCAAGGCGAGUGGCGUCUACAGUAAGAUCAUUGCUGACAACAUCGAGCGCGAACGCGCCUCCCGUGCUGCAGCCUUGAAGAAACAAGCUGAUCAUUUGAAAAAACAAGAGUCCGAAUCGAAAAAGCAAGACCUGGAAUCAAAAAAGCCCGACCCGACUCAAACCAAGCAAGGCUCCUCUCCCGAUCAAAAGACUGCCGAGCGCCGCUCUUCACGCAGGACAAAAGCUGACUGUCCAGCACCCAAACCAAACCACCCGACGAAGGCCAAGUCUUCUGGAACACAAUCGCGUCGCAAAAAACAAGUGAUCGCCGAUGAGAAUGAAGACGAUACUGAAGCCGAGAUCGUGAAACUUCUGGAAAAUGUCGAACCUGACAAUUCAGAGGCGACCAUCCCAACUGAAAAACAUGACCCUCAAUCCGGCCAACCUGCGCUAAUUACUGGUGCUACGUUACGAUCAUAUCAGCUAGCUGGGAUGCAUUGGCUGGCGACGCUCUACGAAAACGGGUUGAAUGGCAUCCUUGCUGAUGAGAUGGGCCUCGGCAAAACCUUGCAGACGAUUGCAUUCCUAUGUUACCUGCGCGAGCGGGGCGUGUGGGGCCCUUUCCUGAUUGUCUGUCCACUUAGCACCGUCGCAAACUGGGUGAAUGAGUUCGAGCGAUUCUGUCCUACCGUCCCUGUCGUCCUCUAUCAUGGCACCAAAGCCGAGCGGGAAGAAUUACGCUCCAGCCGCAUGGCGCCUCCUCGGGAUGAUCCCAAAGCCUGGUUGGGAAAAGCUGCUGGCUCUUCUAGGCGCCCAAGCUCCAAGGAUAAGCGUGGUGGACGUGCGGCCACGACAAAGUGGACUAAUCAUAAUACCAAAGACACGUUUCCCAUCGUCGUUACGUCGUAUGAAAUCGUGAUGAAUGACUGUCAAUUUCUCAGACAAUAUGCCUGGUCCUACAUCGUUGUCGAUGAAUCACAUCGACUCAAAAAUUUGGAAUGCAAGCUGGUCCAAGAGCUCAAGUCGUAUCAAAGUGCCAACCGUUUGCUUCUCACAGGAACUCCACUACACAACAAUCUCAAAGAAUUGUGGUCUUUGUUGAACUUCAUUUUACCCGAAGUUUUCGACGAUUAUUCGUCUUUCGAACAGUGGUUUGAUUUAUCAUCAGUCACUGCCGCUUCAGACUCUGCUGCUGCAUUGUCAACAGCCCAAGCCCAACACAUCGUGACCAGCCUGCACGCCAUUCUGAAACCCUUUUUACUUCGAAGGGUGAAGAGCGAAGUAGAAACAAACCUGCCAAAGAAGAAAGAGUAUUUGUUAACUGCACCUCUUACGGCUCAACAGAAGGAACUGUAUGAUGCGGUCAUCAAUCGGGAUCUUAGGACUUACCUUGUACACCAAAAGACCCAGGCUGGGUUGUUGAACAAGGCAGAGAACCUCCCAGACCCGGAACUUCGGAAGAAGAGAUCUCGAACGUCUUCGCCCGAACUAGAAAAUGAUACCGAAGUCCAAAAAGUCAAAAGAAGUAGAACAGUCGAGACCCUUGCGGAUGACUGCCCGUCAGAGGAGGAUACUCCCAUUGCCAACUUGGCCAAGGGCCCAAAAGUUCGGAAGCUUGCGCGCCGGGCAGCAGCCACUCGGAAGUCAGUCGGAUACACGGAGAAGUCAGAUAGUCAGUUCUUCAAGGAAGUCGAGGCUGGAGAGUGUGACGAGAUUGACUACACCUGGGAUGAGAGUCGGCCCAAGUCGAAAGCGGACGGGGCCGAGAAUAUCACGCAGGAAGAACAGGUCGGCCUGCUGGCCCAAAAAAGUGUCAACCAAAUGAAGCUCCUCAACAUGGUGAUGCAGUUGCGGAAAGUGUGCAACCACCCUUGGCUGUUUGAUUGGCCAAUCGAUCCUAAGACCGGCGAACAACUCGUCGGGGAGGGCCUAGUUUCUGCUUCAGGCAAAAUGCUUCUACUGGAUAGACUCUUGAAAGGAUUAUUCGAUCGUGGUCACAAAGUGCUCGUAUUCUCUCAAUUCACCAGCAUGUUAGAUAUAAUUCAGGAUUGGGCGACUGAAUUGAAAGGCUGGAGGGUGUCUCGCAUCGAUGGGGUCACUCGCCAGGAAUCACGUCGAGAACAGAUGAAAGAGUUUAACGAAGGGGAGGGCCCUGAUGCCUGUCGUCUGUUCUUGCUUUCCACUCGUGCCGGUGGGGUCGGUAUCAAUUUGGUAGCGGCGGACACGGUCAUUCUAUUUGAUUCAGACUGGAACCCGCAGCAAGACCUCCAAGCACAAGACCGCGUCCAUCGUAUCGGCCAAACGAAGCCGGUACUGGUCUUCAGAUUUGUGAGCGGAAACACGAUCGAAUCGAAGAUGUUGGAGAAAGCUGGCCAGAAGCGCAAACUCGAGACGCUGGUGAUCGGCAACGGUUUCGAUCUGACCCAGAAGGCUGAGGACGACGAUGCUAAUUCGGACGACGACAUCCAAAAUAUCUUGCUCGGCAAACAGAGCAACCGCAGGAAACAGAAGACUAUGAAGGAAUUGGCCGAAGCUCUUUUGAAGACCGAUGGUGAAAGAAUCACACUCAUUGAGCAAGGCGAUCAGAUCUUGGGUGACGAUCAACUGGAUGCUCUCCUGGACAGAAGUGAUGAGGCCAUGGAAAGAAAACUCGGGUGGAAGACAGAAGCCUCGUCGGCCGUGCCCACAGGUGUUGAAGUUUACCAGACGAAAGCACCUGAAUAAUAAAAUAUAGAAUACCUGUAGUGAUUGUAGACACCUUAGAAGUUGAUUGAAUAGUUGUAAACAAAAUAAAUUUUUCCCCUCCACCCAUUUUCCGUCGUUUUUUUCUUCUAAUCAUAGUAUCAUCGACCUUUCGGAACGUUUCGCAAUGGCGAUAUUUGUUCUUUCACUCAGCAAGUAAUAUUGUAAUUAAUUUUUAUAAAGGCGGAAUCUUGGAUAUUAAUUUGGUUGUUUCACAAUACCUAACAUCUGGUUUUUCGAACUCGCAAUUGGAUAGGAAAUAACUUCUUGCAAAGUCAACUGUGCCCUUGCUCUAAGCGAUGGUAUUCAUGUUGUC
Puccinia graminis f. sp. tritici CRL 75-36-700-3 is the source of this 3326-nucleotide messenger RNA. RefSeq lists its product as uncharacterized. Gene Ontology annotation, cellular component: nucleus. The record is from RefSeq and is a predicted model, not a curated record. Gene Ontology annotation, molecular function: ATP binding; DNA binding; ATP-dependent chromatin remodeler activity. NCBI's taxonomy places the organism in Eukaryota, Fungi, Basidiomycota, Pucciniomycetes, Pucciniales, Pucciniaceae. Bases 92 to 2992 code for a protein of 966 amino acids. The transcript is spliced from 9 exons.